Messenger RNA from Callorhinchus milii (elephant shark), 96 nucleotides. RefSeq names its product circumsporozoite protein-like. The transcript is spliced from 2 exons. The record is from RefSeq and is a predicted model, not a curated record. The annotation marks the transcript as partial. Lineage: Eukaryota; Metazoa; Chordata; Chondrichthyes; Chimaeriformes; Callorhinchidae.
CGCCCCCGGCCACAGCCCCGCCCCCGCCCCCAGCCACAGCCCCGCCCCCCCCGCCCCCAGCCACAGCCCCGCCCCCAGCGACAGCCCCGCCCCCGG